This is a messenger RNA of Pectinophora gossypiella (pink bollworm), 441 nucleotides long. RefSeq lists its product as uncharacterized. The record is from RefSeq and is a predicted model, not a curated record. NCBI's taxonomy places the organism in Eukaryota, Metazoa, Arthropoda, Insecta, Lepidoptera, Gelechiidae. Bases 1 to 441 code for a protein of 146 amino acids. The transcript is spliced from 2 exons.
AUGAUAAAAGUUAUAACAGUUUUAAUGGUUUUGGUGGCAUGUUCCUAUUGCGAAGAUAACGAGGUGAUACUCGAGGAAGCGAGAGCUAAGAAAAAGAAAAAUGCUUUCAAACUUUGGGCCAUGAUCCUCCUGUUCGCGUUCUCAAAGAUAGCGAUCUUCAAAGUGGCAUCAUUCAUGUUCUUCUUCAUGAUAUUCCAAAAGUUCUUCUACUUCGCCGGAUUGAUGCUUAAUUUCUUCAUGAAGCAACAACUUGGGAAACCCUCGCCGACGCCCCCAACUAUGUAUGGUCCACCGGCAGAGUACAACACUGUUGGUUACAGCUAUGGACCUCCAGAGCCCAGUAAUGUGGAGAGUGUAUAUCCAGGGACGGAAUACGGUUUACCAGGUCUGACUGACAUUGGAGGGACCUUCAAUAACUGGUUGUUUAAUAAGAAUGCCUAA